ACAUGAAAAAGAAAUCAUGUUUAAACAACGAAUUCUUAGUUAUGAAAUAUAUAUUAAAGAAUUAGCAAUGAAACAUGAUCGAUCAUUAAGACGAAUAGAUGAUGAAAAAAAUAUUAUAAAAAAUAAACAAAUAGAAAUUGAAGUGCUUAAAAAGGAUAUCGAACAUAUGCAACAAGAAAAAAUAAAAUUACAAAAAAUUCUUUCACAAUAUCAACCACAUUUAAAUCUUCUCAUACAAAUUGUUGAUCAAACUGAUCGCUUUCAUUCUAUUGAUGAAAUGAUUGAAAAAUUUGAUAUGCUUUAUGCUAGUUAUCAAGAUAUUCUUGUGACAAUUAAAAAUUCUAAUGAAGAAUUAAAUGAUGUACAAAAACAAUUACUACUAACUAUUGAAGUAUGA
Adineta steineri is the source of this 397-nucleotide messenger RNA. The record is from the annotation of a GenBank genome assembly. Lineage: Eukaryota; Metazoa; Rotifera; Eurotatoria; Adinetida; Adinetidae.